This is a messenger RNA of Pomacea canaliculata, 3010 nucleotides long. Its product is annotated as homeobox protein unc-4 homolog. Bases 763 to 2451 code for a protein of 562 amino acids. The transcript is spliced from 3 exons. The record is from RefSeq and is a predicted model, not a curated record. Gene Ontology annotation, molecular function: DNA-binding transcription factor activity, RNA polymerase II-specific; sequence-specific double-stranded DNA binding. Gene Ontology annotation, biological process: regulation of DNA-templated transcription. NCBI's taxonomy places the organism in Eukaryota, Metazoa, Mollusca, Gastropoda, Architaenioglossa, Ampullariidae.
CAGAAAUCUCUUAGACGAUUGGCUAGGGGUCCUGAGUAGAAGGGCGGAUAUUAUGGGCGGGAAAGACGGCGAGAGUUGACGUCUGUCUCCGCCUCUGAAUGUAGGCAUUCGGUCGGUCGCUUGCUACUUGAUUGGUUAUUUGUCACUGCCUUUCUUUCCUUCUAUCUUUCUUCUUUCUCCAGAGCGCGUAUCGCUGGCUUUUUUUUUUAAAUAGUUGUUUUGUUCCCAUCUGAAGUGGAUAUUACAGUCCUCGGGUAUGCUGUUGUAACCGGGGUGAACAAUCAACUAACUACAUUCGUACUUACACUCGCCGCUCCUCAGACGUGACUCGGUACAGUUGGAGAAAGUCUAGAAAGAAAGUAGUUACGGUUGCUUUUUCGGGUCAGUCGAAAUAGCAAGGUCUCUGUUUUUGAGAAGAAAGACCCCUUGAGAAAAAAUCUUCCUUAUUUAAAAAUAAAAGAUAUUACAAAAGACUUUCUCCGCUGGUUUAAAGUUAGGCGAGUCGAAAAAGCGAGAUCUGUAUUGUCACAGGGGACUGGAGGAUCAUACAGCCGGUAACUAUGUCUCCUUACUGAAAAUGUGUGAUGAUGACGUGAUAUGAUAUAGCUUUGGCUAUGCAGGACAUAUUCGACCGUUGCUGAGCCCCUAAUUCUGCUGCGGUUACGAAAACAUUAAUGAAAGUUUAGCGCGAUCAGGCGUCAGACAUCCGAAAUCUCCUGUCUUCUUGUCGUUUGAAAGCAAGAAUCAUCUGAAAAAACGAGGAUGCUAGCAAGUCUCACCGCAUCCUCAGCAGAGCCCUAUCCAGGAUAUCACAGCUCUUCGGUGCCAGGCUUUGACGGAAGCCGAUGUGGGAUGAGGCUGGGAGAGUUUCAGAGGAGCGUAGCAUCCCUGUUUUCACCUAGUCCCUGCUACCAUCCUUUCCUGACCAUGGGCAGAGCGGCCUUGGGGUCUCCUGGAGGUCGCUGCCAAGUUUCGCUGUCCGGGCUUCCUCUGCAGGCAGCAGACGACAGGAAAGGACUGUCAGUGCUCGGCCACGCUUUCGGGAGCCCCGGUCAGGCUCCCAUGGAUCGGACUUUGGUCUCAGGCUUCGUCGCAGGUUCAGCGGUUGUCACCAACGUCGACCCUUUCUUCAAAGACCACAAGCGAGUCCAGUUCGGCAGAGCUUUCUCUCGAGGGAAUGUAACCGAGUUCACCGUGGACAACCUCCUGGCCUGCCCAGCCUCCACACAGCCCUGUCCUCCAAUGCUGUCUUCCACAGAUGCUGGAACCAUUUGCCUGAAGAACAUGGACAAGUCACAGUUUGAAUUGUCAGAUCAAGGUGACGACACGGGUGAUGACUGUCCACAAGGGAAGAGACGCCGAACGAGGACAAACUUCACUGGGUGGCAGCUGGAGGAGCUGGAGAGGGCCUUUCUGGACUGCCACUACCCGGAUGUCUUCAUGCGCGAGGCGCUGGCUGUGAAGCUCCGCUUGGCAGAGUCCCGGGUGCAGGUCUGGUUCCAGAAUCGAAGAGCGAAAUGGCGGAAGCGGGAAAACACGCGCAAAGGCCCCGGCCGUCCAGCGCACAAUGCCCUCCCGCACACGUGCAGCGGCGACCCCAUCGACCCCGUGGAGCUGGAACGACGCGAGCGAGAGCGCGAGGAGAAGAAACGCAAACGGCAAGAAGAGAGGGCCAAGAAGCUCAACGACAAGCGCCGCCUGCUGGUGUCUCCGAGGAGCCACCUCAGACCCUGCCCUGUCAUGGACGUGGGGCUCGAGAUCGACAAUCGCGAGCAACCUUUCUGGCCACGCCGCACGGAGGUAGAUGACGACGGAAGCGGAAUCCGCGAACAAGGGAGCGCCCCCUCUGCAGACGUGGACCCUUGCGGCACGUCCGUCUUCAGAGACGCGGCACGUGGCAGCAGCUACGACACGCAGGGACGGUCUCACAGGCUGGGCGACGUCGGCGAUCCACGUCACUGCGACACACCCGAGAGUCAAUCGAGUGACAGCACAACCCCACCGUCUCCAGGACGUAUCCUUGACGUAGGGGAAGAGGUCGCCUACCUGAGCCCUGUCGCUGUCCGCGGAGCGCCUCGUACUGCUGCGGAACGUCUUGGGGCUGGGGAGCGAGUCGCAGACGACGUGGAAACGUCGAGCGUCCUCAAAAGACGAAAUGGGCAGAGAUGCUGUUGUCUGUCUACCUUCGAUGUCCGUGACCUCCUUGCAUACAUGCACUCGCCCUCGUCCAAAAUGCAGUUUCACUAUCGACAGCUUGCUAGGUUCUUCAGCGAAGAAGUAUCGUCCGGGACCUCUGCGAUUUUCUCCCCAGGCCUCCUGACAUGUCGCUCCCAAGAGACUCAGCUUCGCUUUGGUUUCGCAGACUCUGCUACUGUCCAACCGGUGGGAUUCGAGGUCGAGCAACUGGUGAAGACGAUGGACCUAAGUGCACGAGAACGUCAGGACCUCUGAAAAGCAUGUUCAUAUUUUAAAUAUCUGUAUAUUGUACAAAGACAUUGCUUCGGUGAGUCUCUCACUGACUUGCACAAUCUGGCGCCAGUUUACCAAGUUUUGCAAACUUUAUUGUGGCUCUUGGCCUCACAACGUGAGAAAAAAAUUAACAUGCCCAGAAGAACGUAAUAAAAAAAAACCCACCACUUAUUAUAAAAAGAAUGUUGAGCACCUACAGUUCUCGUGACCAAGUUGAAAUACCGAGCAAGAUUGCAGACCUUUCAAUUUCUAGAAGAGUCGCAAAGUCAACAGAACAGGCGAGCAGAUUGAACUGAUCAUUUGAAACACGGGGAACGGCGAAAGAGCUCGCGAAAUUAAGAAAAUAAUAAAAGAUGAUUAUGUUGAAGUAGGUUGAUAAUGGAAUGGUGACAAUGAUUUGCGUUUGAACACUUGUUUAGAUGGUUCAUCCUCAUCAUCCUCACCCUCAUCCUCAUCAUGUGCUAUUGUUGCUGCGCUGCAGAUGUUUUUUUUAAGAUCCAUUAAAGACGAUAACCACCCGGUUACUCAGUUUUUUUUAAGU